CAGCGUACUUGUACAUGUACAUCCCCCCAUCCGCCACAUCAUCACAUCAUCCGGUCAUUCGGAAUCAAGAAGUGCCCUUUCCUGCUUAGCUCCCUUAUAAGUUACUCCACGAAGCAGCAAGAGACGAAGGGAUCGCCGCUGCUCUAAAAGAUUUCGGUGUCAAAAAGCUCACAACUUUUCUCAUCUCUCUCAUCUCUCCCAUCGUGAGCACCGCAACAGUCAAGUCAAGCAAAGCAAGCAUCAAAGGCAGCAAGAACAAUGGACACCAUGAACAAAACCAUCAAGAGUCUGUUCCAUCGCAAAAAGUCCAAGAGUUUCGUGAUGGACGAAUCAGUCAAGUGUGACAACGACAGCUGUGAUACAGCAACAACACUGGCAGAGGAACCCAUUCCUCUGACCGAGAGCUGGAAGAUCGAUGCUGUCAAGGCAUUUGUGGAGAAAUGGAACCAACAUGACAUGGAGGGAGCACGAUCCAUGGUGACACAAGACAUGGUAACUGUCUUUGCAAGUGCGGACAACAUGGAGCUGGAAUACCAAGACUACGCUGCGGAGGUAAACAAACUGUUUGAGGCCUUCCCAGACUUUAGCUUCAAGCAUGAACUCGUUGAAGAGCACUUUGAUGGCAAAAUUGUCUUGCACAAGAUGAUUACCAGUGGGCACCACACUGCAAAGCCAUAUGCAUUUGGACCGUGUCCUCCCAUUGAAGCUACUGGAAAAUAUGUUGAAAACUCGGAAACGAUCCACUUCUACUUCAGGGGUACGAAGAUCAUUAAGCAAGUGGUUCAUGCUGAUGGUGAAAUGACAGGGCCACCUGGCAUCUACACCCAGCUUGGAGGCUUUCCGGCCUUGUAGUUGAGAGCGCUGUGCCCCUCUUGUGAUUCUGCUCAAUCUAGCUAGCUAGCAACUGUAACUGGCCCUUUUAGUAAACGUUUAACUUCAUAAUGUUAUC
Messenger RNA from Seminavis robusta, 949 nucleotides. NCBI's taxonomy places the organism in Eukaryota, Bacillariophyta, Bacillariophyceae, Naviculales, Naviculaceae. The record is from the annotation of a GenBank genome assembly.